Messenger RNA from Camelina sativa (false flax), 527 nucleotides. RefSeq names its product putative defensin-like protein 274. The record is from RefSeq and is a predicted model, not a curated record. NCBI's taxonomy places the organism in Eukaryota, Viridiplantae, Streptophyta, Magnoliopsida, Brassicales, Brassicaceae.
AAAAAAAAAAAAGUAAACUGAAAAAUAUGGCUUCAUCAAGGUUUCAACUUGUUGCUCUUUUCGUCAUCUUCUCUCUCGUUAUUACUGUCCAAUCGGAAAAGGAGAUAAUAGACGGACCAUGCCGCUUAAGAGGAACGUGCACCAACGACAGGGACUGCGACACCCAUUGCCACAAGAGCACCGACCCUUCAGCCAUGGUAGGGCUCUGCCUCUUCGACAAACCCACCGGUCCUGUUUGUUGCUGCUUAUUUGAUUAAAUCAUCAUAUACAUCUAUUUUUUUCUUCUACAAAUCUCUAUCGUAUGAUCGUAUUUUUUCUUAACUAAUGAUGUGAAGAUUUAAAAUUAAUAAAAAAAUAUUACGUCCCAAUUAUUUGAAGGUUUAAAAAAAGAAGUGAUUUUGUGUUUCUUAUUAUUUGUUUUCUUGUUUGCCAUAUUGACUGACACUUGUAUGUCAUGAGAGUCUUAUAAUUUGUAUAAGAAUGGCUAAAUGUGAACAAACGUAUUAUGUAUCCCCUAUAUAAUAUUU